Fimicolochytrium jonesii is the source of this 1643-nucleotide messenger RNA. RefSeq lists its product as uncharacterized. The record is from RefSeq and is a predicted model, not a curated record. The transcript is spliced from 4 exons. Gene Ontology annotation, biological process: L-phenylalanine catabolic process; L-tyrosine catabolic process; homogentisate catabolic process. Gene Ontology annotation, molecular function: fumarylacetoacetase activity. Lineage: Eukaryota; Fungi; Chytridiomycota; Chytridiomycetes; Spizellomycetales; Powellomycetaceae. The coding region runs from base 95 to 1441 and encodes 448 amino acids.
GCCGAAAGGGGAUUGCGCUCCUCCAUCCCCCUUCCAACGCCCCACCUCGUUGUCAAAGUGUCCCUUACGGAGGUCAUACAGUCCCAUACGAGAGAUGGCAACGACACCGCAACCACGAGCAGCAACGGCAACGGCCCCUUCGCCAGGCUGGGACUUUUCCAUCCACAACAUCCCCUUCGGAACAGUCUCCACUACCUCAGACAGCAAACCACGACCAGCAACCGCCCUUGGCAAGUAUGCCGUCGACUUAUCCGUCCUCUCGUCCGCCGGCGCAUUUCAGGGCCCACAGCUGGGCAACGGUGUUGCAGAAAAAGUCUUUGCCGAGCUGACGCUAAACGCAUUUAUGGCCCUCGGCAGGCCCGCCUGGACCGAAGCGCGCAAAACCCUCCAAUCGAUCCUCUCCCUCGACGCCGCCACCGGUGAAGUGACCAUCACCCUCCCCAACGAUCCCACAGAAAACGACGUCAAAAGCCGAGCCCUGCACCCACUGGAAACCCUCAUCUACCACCUCCCCGCGCAUAUCGGUGACUACACCGAUUUCUACGCGUCGCGAGAACACGCAACCAACGUCGGGGUCAUGUUUCGCGGGAAGGAGAACGCUCUGAUGCCCAACUGGCUCCACCUCCCCGUCGGCUACCACGGCCGCUCCUCCUCCAUCCUGCCCACCGCCACCCCCCUCACGCGCCCCAGCGGCCAAAUCCUCCACCCCACCCUAAAAACCCCUAUGUUCUCCCCCACCAAAAAACUCGACUACGAGCUCGAAAUGGCCUACCUGAUCGGAACCCCCAACACCCUCGGCACACCCAUCCCGAUCGCGGACGCCGCCGACCACGUGUUUGGAAUGGUCUUGAUGAACGACUGGUCCGCGAGAGAUCUCCAGCAGUGGGAGUACGUGCCCCUGGGCCCGUUUCUGGGCAAGAACUUUGCGACGACCAUAUCCCCCUGGGUCGUCACCCUCGACGCCCUCGAACACUUCAAAACACCGCAACCCGAACAGCACCCGGAGGUGCUACCCUACCUCCGUCCCCCGACGCCCCUUGACGCAUACGAUGUCGAGUUGUCGGUGGGGUUGAUGGUCCCGAACGCAAACGAGCCGACGGUGCUCGCCCGGAGUAAUCUCAGACAUCUGUACUGGACACUCCCGCAGAUGAUCGCGCAUCAUACGAUCAAUGGCUGUAACCUGCGGACCGGUGACCUCCUCGGCACCGGAACCAUCUCCGGGCCGGAUACGUCUUCGAUGGGAUCGAUGUUGGAACUGACGAAAAACGGGACAGAGCCGGUGGAUAUCGGUCAUGGGGAGAAAAGAGCGUUUGUGGAGGAUGGGGAUGAGAUUGUGAUUAGUGGGUACGCUGAGAGGGUGGUUGAGGGGGUUGGGAGGGUUAGGGUUGGGUUUGGGGAGUGUAGGGGGGUGGUUUUGCGUGCGCGGGAGUUUAAGUUCUAGGGAUUGGGAUUGAAUAUGGGACAUCGCCCGUGUCGCCGGUUGUCCACGGGUGUACAUUGCAGAUUAUUCGACUUGUGAUGCCUGGGUAGAGAGUUUUGUAGAUAGGCUGAUACGAUAGAUAUCUUCACGACCGUAUGAGUUACACGCAUGUCCUUCAGAUUGUAUCCAUUGGGUAAAAUACACAUCCCCACCCAUUCCCACC